Messenger RNA from Ceratotherium simum simum (southern white rhinoceros), 5857 nucleotides. Lineage: Eukaryota; Metazoa; Chordata; Mammalia; Perissodactyla; Rhinocerotidae. The record is from RefSeq and is a predicted model, not a curated record.
ACAAAGCAAGUCAUUUUAGACCGCAGGAGGGCAUUUUAUAGACCCUCCAGCUCCCACUGAUUCCUGGAACUACUGUGACCGUAGUCUGUGCAACCCAGCCUCUGAGGACAGCGCAUCCUGUGUCGGGGACGCUGGUUUCUCUCUGGACACGAAAACACCGAGUAUAGGAGGCGAAAGAAAUUGGCACGGCGGGCCUCCAGAGCCAAGAGGUGACCGAGCGGGCUGGGCGGGGCUGAGUGGCAGGGCCGAGCACGUGACGCUCCCAGCCGGGCUCGCCGGGAGGUGGAGGUGGAUCCCGGGCGCCUGAGGCUGAAAUCGACAUUUGCCUCGGGCAGGAAAAUACGCUUGUCAGUUUCUGUCUCCAUCAGACCCUCAACCCACAGGAGCAGGGGAAUUCGAUAGCAUUUUAACUUUAUAUCUGAGGAACCUGAAAGCAAAAGGCCAGGCAAGCUGCGCGCAGCAAGCAAAUCGCCCAGACGGCAGGCCGGAGCGAGGCUUCCCCGCCACUCGCUCCUCACCUCCAGGGACUUCCAGGUCUUCUCCCGAGACCCCGCGCCCCUACCCCCCCCCCCGUCUCGCCCCGAGGGUGUCACGUGCCGGCGUGGGGCCUGCCUCCUGGUGACGUCACCGCGCUCGCAGCCGUCGCGCUGAAGAAAGGAUGCUCUAGGAUGCUGUGCAGGUGGGCGGCCGGGCUGCGCCAUGCGGCACUGCAGGUGUAACUAGCAUGGUCAAUGCAGGAGCGAUGAGUGGCUCCGGAAACCUGAUGGAUUUCCUCGAUGAGCCGUUCCCUGAUGUGGGGACGUAUGAGGACUUCCACACCAUCGACUGGCUGAGGGAAAAGUCACGGGACACCGACAGACACAGAAAGAUAACCAGCAAAAGCAAGGAGUCCAUAUGGGAGUUCAUCAAGAGCCUGCUGGAUGCCUGGUCGGGAUGGGUGGUGAUGCUGCUCAUCGGCCUGCUGGCGGGCACCUUGGCUGGGGUCAUCGAUCUCGCUGUCGACUGGAUGACCGACUUGAAGGAGGGGGUCUGCCUGUCUGCCUUCUGGUACAGCCACGAGCAGUGCUGCUGGACUUCCAACGAGACUACUUUUGAGGACAGGGACAAGUGUCCUCUGUGGCAGAAAUGGUCCGAGCUGCUGGUGAAUCAGUCAGAGGGUGCCAGUGCCUACAUUCUGAAUUACCUAAUGUACAUCCUGUGGGCGUUGCUGUUUGCAUUUUUGGCGGUCUCCCUGGUGCGCGUAUUUGCGCCAUACGCCUGCGGCUCUGGUAUACCAGAGAUAAAGACCAUUUUGAGCGGCUUUAUCAUCAGGGGCUACUUGGGGAAGUGGACCCUGCUGAUCAAGACUGUCACCCUGGUGCUGGUAGUGUCCUCGGGCCUGAGCCUUGGGAAAGAAGGGCCGCUGGUGCACGUGGCUUGUUGCUGUGGCAACUUCUUCAGCAGCCUCUUCUCCAAGUACAGCAAGAACGAGGGCAAGAGGCGUGAGGUGCUUUCGGCUGCAGCUGCUGCCGGAGUCUCUGUUGCCUUUGGUGCUCCAAUCGGGGGCGUGCUCUUCAGUCUAGAAGAGGUCAGUUACUACUUUCCCUUGAAGACCUUGUGGAGGUCCUUUUUCGCGGCCCUGGUGGCGGCCUUCACACUGCGCUCCAUCAAUCCCUUUGGGAACAGCCGCCUUGUUCUCUUUUACGUGGAAUAUCACACGCCCUGGUACAUGGCCGAACUCUUCCCCUUCAUCCUGCUUGGGGUCUUUGGGGGCUUGUGGGGAACCCUCUUCAUCCGCUGCAACAUCGCCUGGUGCAGGAGGCGCAAAACCACCAAGCUGGGCAAGUACCCGGUGCUGGAGGUCAUCGUGGUGACCGCCAUCACCGCCAUCAUCGCCUACCCCAAUCCCUACACGCGCCGGAGCACGAGCGAGCUCAUUUCUGAGCUGUUCAAUGACUGCGGGGCCCUCGAGUCCUCCCAGCUCUGUGACUACGUCAACGACCCCAACAUGACGCGGCCUGUGGACGACAUCCCGGACCGGCCGGCCGGGUUCGGGGUUUACACCGCCAUGUGGCAGCUGGCCCUGGCGCUGAUCUUCAAAAUCGUCAUUACCAUAUUUACCUUUGGCAUGAAGAUCCCAUCGGGCCUCUUCAUCCCCAGCAUGGCUGUGGGAGCGAUGGCGGGUAGGAUGGUGGGAAUUGGCGUGGAGCAGCUGGCUUACCAUCACCAUGACUGGAUCAUCUUCAGGAACUGGUGCAGACCUGGAGCAGACUGUGUUACCCCGGGACUUUAUGCAAUGGUGGGAGCUGCAGCCUGCCUAGGUGGAGUUACCAGGAUGACGGUGUCAUUGGUGGUCAUCAUGUUUGAAUUAACUGGUGGUCUGGAGUACAUUGUGCCCCUGAUGGCAGCAGCUGUGACCAGCAAGUGGGUGGCUGAUGCCUUUGGGAAGGAAGGCAUCUACGAGGCCCACAUCCACUUAAACGGGUACCCAUUUCUGGACGUGAAGGAUGAGUUCACCCACCGCACACUGGCCACUGACGUCAUGCGGCCGCGGCGGGGAGAGCCACCGCUGUCCGUGCUCACCCAGGACAGCAUGACCGUCGAGGACGUGGAGACGCUCAUCAAGGAGACCGACUACAACGGCUUCCCCGUGGUGGUCUCCAGGGACUCCGAGCGCCUCAUUGGGUUUGCCCAGAGGAGGGAACUGAUUCUAGCAAUAAAGAACGCCAGACAGAGGCAGGAGGGCAUCGUGAGCAAUUCCAUCAUGUACUUCACGGAGGAGCCCCCUGAGCUGCCGGCCAACAGCCCACACCCCCUGAAGCUGCGGCGCGUCCUAAACCUCAGCCCUUUCACGGUCACGGACCACACCCCCAUGGAGACGGUGGUGGACAUCUUCCGGAAACUGGGGCUGCGGCAGUGCCUGGUGACGCGGAGUGGGAGACUUCUUGGCAUCAUCACGAAAAAGGAUGUUCUGAGACAUAUGGCCCAGAUGGCAAACCAGGACCCUGAAUCCAUCAUGUUUAAUUAGAAACGAGGUGGCAAUUAUUUUGAGAAAAACACAACAACUGUGUCAUUUUAAAAGAAAUAAACAAAUGAUAUGUUAUCCUAAUGAACGAUCAUGCGCUGAGGGCAGCGGAAACAAAAGCUUUGUUUGAAAGGAAGGGAAGAAGAAUGAAACCUUUUUUUUUUUUAAAAAAAAUAUAUCAAUGAGUAGGUAUUUUAUAGCUUUAACCCCUUAUGAGUUUCAAGCUGUGUUUCUUAAUGAGUUUACUAACUGCUAUGGGGGAAUGGGGGUGGGGGUAAACCAUGUGGUUUGUACAAGGACAUGGAACACACAGGCUGAGUCAAGAAACGUUUGCCCCUUCUGCUUGAGGCUGAUGCCUGUGAAGCUUUGAGUCCCAAAGGCAAAGGGGUGUUGGUAUGUCAGCGUCCUUAUUUAUUGGUUCCUGAAGUUUUGCUGCUAUGUUACUGAAUCAGACUAAAGAUAUUUGCACUUACUUCGUUGGAAAAGAAAAAGAAAUUAAAUAUGAGCAUAGUGAAAGCUGCAAGUAUGUCGGUGGGUUCACUCGUGACCAUCCCAUUUCUUGCUCCUGUUCUCAGCCUGUUAUUUUGCUUAUUGUCAGUCUCUGAGCCAACAUCAGGGUCUCCUGCUAUGAUGAGUAUGAAGAAAUCAUUUCUCUAUGCAAGACCAGCAUCUUGGGACUGCACGACGAACUAUUGGAGCGUUUAGUGCUGCACUAUAUUUCCUCCCAUAAAAGGGAUUCAUCCUUAUUUUGAGGGUAUACACACUCAAUCAUUGAUUUGCAUCCCCAUUGCAUUUGCUUUACUUAUUUAUUGCUGUUGCCUGUGCAUUCUUAAAUAUUGAUCAGUCCAGCACUUUCCAUGGGCCAUAUUCUGUAUGCUGCCAGCUUGCUGUAAAUGUGCUUUAAUUUCCAAAUAGCGUAUGCAAGAGUCAACACAGGCUACUCAGUGUUACUACUUAUUUUCCUGCUCAGAUCUUAUUAAAUACUGCUGCCAGAAGGGUGAGGUGUACGAGUUCUCAGUGGGAACUCCUCCAAAUGGAUUGCAAGAGAAAUACGAAAUUGAUUCUAAAUCUCUUCCAUUCUCUUCUCUGUAGGGUGCAAAGCGUCCAGCUUUAAUGUAUGAGCAUGCACUUUCAUACUAGCAAUCAAAGCACAGAAGGACAGAGUUAAAUCGUAGACAGCCAAUUUGAGCAUUGGGCAUCUUUGUGUUGGACUUAAUGUUACAUUUAUUCUUUUAGUCAGGACUUCUGGUUUUUCCGCGGGAAGGAAUUCAGCUGUGUUUUUCAGGUCCGCUGUAUGAUCUCUGAAAGAUUCAUCCCCCUUGCCCUUCACUUUAGUCUUUGUUCUUCCCUUUCCACUGAGUUGUCCUCAUCCUUUUCAAUCUCAUUGUUGGAUAUUGAUGUAUCAGGUGUGCAUUUGGCUGCAAAUAAUAGAAAACUCGACACAGUGAAGAGGUGAAUAAGAAACCCGGGGGCAGGCACUCAGGACUGUCCUCAAGGAUCCGCACUCUUCUGGUGUUUUUCCCACCAUCCUUGCCCUUUGUCCUUUGGCUUAUUGCCUCAUAGUCACAAGAUGGUUACUGAACUGCUAGGUAUCAUGUCUGCCUUCUAAGCAAAAAGAGGGAGGAAGAGGCAAGUGACAAGGAGCAGUAUCUACAUCAGGACAGCAAAGCUUUCCCAGAGAUGCUCAGCUUACGUCCAUUGGCUAGAAUUCGGUCACAUGGCACCCCUUCUCCGCCCCCCCCCGCUGCACGUGAGCCUGGAAAGGAAGAUUUUUAGCUAUGCAUAUUACUCUGAGCGAAAUUUAGAUUCUCUUAAUGAGGAAGGGGAAUUGGUCUUUGGGAAGGGAAUAUUGUCUGCUGUAUUGGAUGCCAUCACUGUGUCUCUGUCAUUGUCCUUCCUAUCUUCUUUACUCUCUCUCUCUUGCCAAACCCCUCUGAACAUUCUCUUCUAAGCUUAUAGCCCCUCAGUCCUUCUCUCAGAUUUGAUAUAGAACUCCUAAUCAGAACCUGUCAUUUCUUAGCCAUAAGAAAAAUGUUCACUUUGGAUAAAAACCUAGCUACAAGCGGGUUUCUAUGAAACUUCUAGUUGAUGUAAGAAAAUAUACUGAAGUAUUCUCUGGGUUAAAAAAGUUUGUCAGAUCAUGCUGACAAACUAUGGAGAAUUUGUUUCUGUAAUUGGCCCCCUCCAAAAUAAUAUCAAAGAAGCCACCGCAGUGUGGAAAUAGCAGUCAAUGGGAAAGAAUGUAAUAUUUGAUCCUAUAAUAGAAUGAAGUUUGUUCUCAUUUGCAGCGCGUAAGUAUUGAGUAACAGAUCCUAAUAUUAUUGUUAUUGGGGUUUCCAUGGAACAUGUGCAAGUGAAGCUGGAUUCUCCUGGACUUUAAAUUCUAAAAAGUCUUCAAGAUUGCUUCAUGUAGUUCCCAUCUUACUCCUACGAGGCCUCCCAAAAGAGUAUUAGUCAUACCCUGGAUUUAUAUAAUCCAGGACGCCCUUUUAGCUGAAACAAGGAGCUUCAGAAGGGAACACAAACAGUGAGCGGACAGCCAAAGGUCACUGAAACCACAGAAUUGUCUCCGCCUCCAGCUGAGGCUGUGGAGGGAUGAGGUGACAGUUUACUCUGGGCCAAGGUCACCAAGGGGAGUUGUGUCCUUCUCCCCAAUGCUUAGCGUAGAGAUGUCUGUGACAUCACGGGAAACAGUUGGGAGUGUUACUUGACUUAAAUAACCUAACCUUGUUUUCCUUCACAAGUUGAAGCUCUAAUUUGUCAUGGGGUUCAGGCUCUCCUCAACAGAAGGCCAGCAUCAGACAGGCAGGUUAAGGGCAAAGAUGGGGGAGUUUGCAGUGGGGACUGCCAGAG